CUGGAUUGUAUAAGAGACGUUGCCUCCAUCUUUCUCUCUCCAUUUCUCUCCAUAGACCUCUUCCAUGAAGCUCCAAGCCAUUGAGCUUCCCUUUGGGAGAAACCCCACAGCUCAGAAAAUCCCAAAGACAGUUCUUCUGCUAGCCCUAACACUAGUCAUCCUCACAGUCGUCCCUCUUUACUACCCUUUUCUGAGGUACAAAUCUUUUCUGAAGAACUCUACUGAAUCAUCCCCUCCAUACCAUUCGGAUGAGAAUUCGAUAAAGAUAACAGAGAAUGAGAAGUGUGACAUUUUCACUGGAGAAUGGGUUCCGAAUCCUGGCGCCCCAUACUACACCAACACGACAUGUUGGGCGAUCCACGAGCAUCAGAAUUGUAUGAAAUAUGGAAGACCAGAUUCUGAGUUCAUGAAAUGGAGGUGGAAACCAGAUGGGUGUGAGCUUCCUAUCUUCAAUCCUUAUCAGUUCCUUGACAUUGUCAGAGGGAAAUCCAUGGCCUUUGUUGGAGAUUCUGUGGGAAGAAACCAAAUGCAAUCUUUGAUAUGCCUCUUGUCUAGGGUAGGCCUUCACUCUCAUCUUCUCUUUUAUGUGUGUGUGUUUUUAAAGCUAUAUCGUAGUGUUUAUGGAUAGUUCUUCAUGCUUGGUUUCAAGAAUUUUUUUUUUUUUAUUUAUUUGUGUUACUUUUUCUAUAAAUAUAUUUAAU
Molecule: messenger RNA, 701 nt
Organism: Ilex paraguariensis (yerba mate)
Lineage: Eukaryota; Viridiplantae; Streptophyta; Magnoliopsida; Aquifoliales; Aquifoliaceae
Source: the annotation of a GenBank genome assembly